Molecule: messenger RNA, 5140 nt
Organism: Crotalus tigris (Tiger rattlesnake)
Lineage: Eukaryota; Metazoa; Chordata; Lepidosauria; Squamata; Viperidae
Gene: NEXMIF
Product: neurite extension and migration factor
Exons: 4
Coding region: 480-4916 (1478 amino acids)
Biological process (GO): negative regulation of cell adhesion mediated by integrin; negative regulation of cell-matrix adhesion; negative regulation of neuron migration
Cellular component (GO): nucleus
Source: RefSeq, a predicted model, not a curated record
ACAAUCAAUGAAUGGAACAGCUUGCUUUGAGAAGUUGUGGGUGCUUCAUCACUGGAGGCUUUCAAGAAGAAACCUGACUCAACUCCAUAGUUGCACCUGCUCUCGCUCACAGUUUUCCAAACAGCAAGGGAGGGGAUGGGUGAAUUCCUAAGGACGGAGGGAAGCUCCGGAAUGCAAGAGAGCCAUCUGUUGCCGGCAAGACAUUAUCCACCAAGGUCAAGUUAUGAAAUGUUUGAGCAGCGCAGACAAUCUUUUCCCAAAACAAAAGAACUGAACCCAACUGGUGAACUAUGAACUUCACCUUCAGUGUCCUACAUCAAUAAUUGAAAACGCUUCUGGUCUUCUCUUGGACUUGCACUGGGGAACACAACCUUGGGAGGAGAGGAACCAGCAAAACAGCUUGUGACAAAACAGGAAAAUGAUGCUGAAAUCAUCUUAAAAGCGUGUCCAGCUGAGCAGAGCAUGGAGUGAACAACUUGAUGGACAACCAACAAGAUAAGGAAUGUGCCUCGGAAGAACAAGAAACAAUCUUGAUUAAUGGGGUGAAAGAGGAUGAAUCGAGCAAUCUAGAUGGUGACGACAAACCCCUCCGUGCGGCAGCAGACGCUGCAGUCCCCUUUCCGGCUGUGACGUCCGCAGGGGCAGCUCAAAAAGAGACCCGAUCCCAGCCGGCCCUGACUUCCAAGAAGACCUGCUGGCUAAGCCCUCCUUCCCCCUUGAGACUGGCUGAUGUCCCCGAUCACAUUUCCGAUGACUCCUCCUCCGUCCAUGCCAUUUCCCUCACCUCUUGUGUCACGAAGGGCAUGAGCGCCUGGUCCCUCCCGGCAGACUGUGAGAAGGCCCCCUUCAGCAUGAUGGAGCCCGGGACCAUGUCCGCCUUCACCGGCGACUGUUUGAUGCAGCCAAGUCGGACCUGCCUGGGGUGUUUUAUUGAGUCGAAGGACAGCCUGGAUCCAGAACCCGGGAUCAGCCUAAAAGUGGGUGACAUAAAUAGGGAUUAUGACACCUGUUCGGUCUCCGACAUUGGGAUUCACUGCAUGAGUACAGGAGAGACCAUGCGAUAUGGAGACCAGCUCCUUUCUGACCAGCUUCUCAGCUUCCCUGUGCACAAAUCGAGAGCAGCCGACAAACGGGAGGCCGACAAAUCCGACAGUGACUCGGAGGAUCCAACUCAGAAAAAUUAUUAUGACGGAUUACUUUUGGACAAGUGCAAUGUGGAGGAACCUUUACUAACAAAUCCCAACCAGGAAUGGGGUUAUUUUGAAUCUUUCAUUAGCGAAAGCAAAAUUGAGCUCCUUGACCUUUGCUCCAAAAAUGAGCUCUCUGUAAAUCUGUUUUCCGAGGAGGAUGUGGAUAAUUACAUGUUCGAUGAUGACGAUUCGACCUUGGGAAGUGACGUCUGCUCUUUAAAGAUUCGUUACGAAUCCUUCCAGGACAGUGUGAAGGAGAAAACGGGUGGCCUGCAAGAGGACACCCAGUUUAACUUCUUCCCCAGUGUGUUUAGUGGGUGUCCAAAAAGGGAUGGUAGGACUGCUUUGAAGAGGGGACCCCGAGGGGCAACUGAUCCUUCCCAAUUCAAAUCUGAGGAGACCAUCAUUUGGGGGGAAGAGGAGGGGGAUGGACAGCAGGAGGAGGAGGAGGAGGAAGAGGAGGAGGAGGAAGAAGAGGGAGGUGAAAGUGAGAAAGUUGCCUUAAACAAAUCUUGCACCAGUACAGAACUUGUACAGUACAUCAGUCCCAAAAGAAAUCACUUCUUGGAACUGGUGAACUCCACAGAGGACUCGGGGGAGUUCAGCGAUGAUAGCACUUGCACCGAAUCCUCUUUUGACGUGCUUCAAGACCUGAAGGACUGCAACAAGUACCUUCCCCGGGACCACUCCAGUUCCUUCAUCCAACAGAAUUAUGGCCUUCGAGCAAAAAGGAAAGUGCGAUAUAGCGAAGACUACCUUUAUGAUGUGGAUUCCAUCGAGAGUGAGAAGAUUGUGGACAAGAAGGAGUGGAUCCCGGAUGGUCCCAAGGAAGAAGAUGACGACGACUGGUGUCCGAAAAAGAGGCGGAAAGUUUCUCGCAAGGAGCCCCCCGUCAUCAUCAAGUAUAUCAUCAUCAACCGGUUCAAAGGAGAGAAGCACAUGUUGGUCAAGCUUGGCAAAGUUGACCCCAGCGAGAUGACAGUGACUUUGAGCGAGGAAUUGUUGAGCAAAUAUGCCAAGUUGGCCCCCCUGAAGUCUUUUUGGCAGGAGAGGUGGCAGAUCCGGCUUAACUUUCUCAAGUCUGCCCUCUAUCACAAGCAGAGUUUCUAUCUCAAUGGCUCUGAGGUGGCCUUCCUGUCCCAUCCACGCAAGCGCAAGGGCAAGAUAGCCCACCGGCACCGGAUCCAAAGGAUUAAGGCCAUCGAGCAGCCGGUGGGCAAGGGCGGCUCUUUCUCAUCAGAAUCCAAGCAGCUCUGUUGCAGGAUCGGAGAUGAGGAAGGAGGCCCGAAGGGGAUCCAGGCCAUGGCCAUCGCAGCCCCCAGUUGUGUCAACGGCAUCCAUCUGAGCGACAUUGCUGGCCUGGCCCUCCCUCCAGGCAAAGCCCGGGAGAGGGAAUUCAAAGGGCCUGAGAAAAAAGUCUUGCGCAGGAUCAAAUUCAAAAGUGAGGCCCGGUUGAAAUGCAAGCGACUCAAAGCUACCACCGGUCUGGCUGAGGUUUCAGCAGCCUUGGAGAAUCCAGAGUCCGCCACAGGGUUAAAGGAUGAAAGCGCGCCUUGUGCUGCAGACAGCGCUCCUCUCUCAGAGAGCCAGGAGGAAAAACUGGCCAAAAAUGCCCUUUCCUUCCUACCCACCACUUGCACUUCAAACAAGCCAGCCGCAUCUGCUAAUCUGGCGGCCAGCGUGCCCCUCAUCCCUGGCGGGUACCUGCAGACGUUAUUGGAUGCCUCCGAUUUGGCCCACAGCACUGGCAUCGCGUACUUCAGUCCUGCCGCCUCGGAGCAGCAGCAGCAGCAGCAGCGGGAGAUCCUCCCCAGCCUCGUCCAAGCAGAAAAGGCCUUCUGUGCCCUGCAGCCUGCCCAGAGCUGCAUUUUGUCCCCACCGUCCGAAUCGGAGUUACAGCAAUCCCCGAGUCCCCUCGAGAUUGAGCCCGGCAACUUCCAACGUGUUUGGCCGGCUGGCAAGGCAAGCAGCCCGAGCAGUCAGGGUUUUGCUGGGCAGCUGCCGGACGCCUCCCUGCUUUCGGCUGUAGAGUUUGGUAACUGUGCAGGGUCGGAUGACCUGCCAACCUCAGGAUACAGCCAGGUCCACCUGAGCAACAGCAAAGUAUUAUACCAAAAAAAAUUCCUCCUGGAGGGCCAGCAGCUGCAGUCGGAUGACUCCUACCAGUCUUGUCCCUUCAACAACCGAGAGGGGAAUUUCCCCUUCCAGCGGGGCACACUCAGCACCGAUGACGGGAGACUUGUGAGCUUCGAUUCGGUGGGCUCCCUUUCCGCCGCCUCCAGCAAUUACAGCUCCUUGAGCUUAAAGUCUUGCGAGAAGGAUGGAGAUGACGAAAUUGCCGACGACUUCUUGGCCCACUGCAGCCCCAAGCUGGUGAUUCAGCAAAGCAUCGAUGAAAUAACGCCCUUGAAGGAGUCCACCGAUCUUCUAGAUAUUUCUAACUUCACCCCUGACAAAUUCCGCCAGUCGUCCCUUUCGGAAAUGUCUCCUCCAGAUACGCCCAACCUUUCCCCACAGAUCGCCGGGCCAGAAACUAAAACCCUGGGGAACAUGAAGUGUUUCCCGGAGAGCAACCAAGUGGUGUUAAGCAACCCCGAGAAGGUCAGCUGGAGCUGUGGCGUUCUGCAGGCUCCAGACCAGGCGGAUAAUGGAUUCACUUUAAAUAAUCAUCAGUUUCAGUUCCAUAUGUUCACCGAUGAGGAUUCUGUCAGCCUCCUCGAAAAAAGCCCAUCCUUGUCAACUUUUAAUGAGCCAUCUGCCCAAGUUAGCACCAAUAGCAAAGCGACAAAAUGCAAGAGGAGAAGUUCAUGUAAUAAAAAUUUGGGUGCCAACCAAAACCCAACCCAGAAAAACGUUCGGAAAAAAUCUCCCAAAGCCAACAAAGGCUCCGAAAAGGCCCCCAGCAGAAAUUCCAGGCAGUCUCCCAAAACUUCAAGGAAAGGGAAAAACGGAGCAGGGGUCAAUGGAGAAAAGACCCUCGCCCUGGGCGGUAGAGUAGCUGGUCUCUUGAACAGUUCAAACUCCUCGGCAAAAAUGUUGGCCAAUUCCCUACAGCAGGACAGCCCAAAUGCCCUCCGGAUAGGGAAGGCCAACGGUCUGUCCAGGGAAUGGCCACUGGGGAAGGACAGUAGCGGUGGUUGGUCCGAAACCAGCAUAGGAAGUGCCAACAGCCUUCUGGAUGAUGAUCAAAGAGAAUUUGAGGAGCCGUCCAACAUUUUGUCAAACAUUGCAUCUGGCAUGGCAGAUGUUCAGAGAUUUAUGAUGGCCUCCAUCGAGCCCUUGUGGGGGCCUGUUGGCCACAGCGAUGUCUCUGAUCUCUUCCGAUCCCCCGAAUCAAACAGCCUGAAACUGAAAACUCUUAAGAUCCUGGCUGGCACAUCUCCCGAAUCCAAGAAGAAGGUCAACGGCAGUUCUUCAGGAUCGGGACGCAAUCACAAAUCGGGGAACAAGGGCUUGAGUAAAACCGGCAGCCGAGCUGCUCCCUGCGACCCGGGACGCUCUGGUUCAUCCACCAGCUACACCACAGACAUUCAUUCACCUUUUUUUGAUAAAAGCUAUAGUAACCUGAGCACUUUAGCCAAAAAUGAACCUACCCAUAAAAAGCUCUACCGACACAAAUCCACGUCAAAGUCCCUGCGCGACGAGAACUGCAAAGUCAAGCGGGCAGAGAGAGAACAGGGCCAAAAAGACCCAACCACAGUAGUUUCCUUUGAAAAACUGAGGUAAUACCACACCAAGCUGGCUGGAAUGCACCCUAACUUCCUUGCUCCCUGCUAAGCCCAUCCUUGCUCAUAUUUUCCUACUUGGGAAACCAGAAUUGCAUGAAAGAGACAUUUCCCUUUUACAGGUCUUUUUUCCGUUGUCGUCGUCGUUCUUGGUUUCGUUCUCAACGUGCAUGAAAACACUUAUUUCUUGCAAGCUACUUCAAAAGAAUGACUUUUUUUUCCUGG